GCAAACAUUGCACUAAUUAAUUGCAGUACCAAAAUGUCAGACGCUGAGGAAAUUUUCAAAUCGAAGAAAAUCAAAUUAUCCGUUUCGAAAUUCGGUCAACUAAUUGAUCCACAAACGAUGCAAUGUCACGACGUUCACAAAUUUACCUGGGAGACGGCGAAUCGCCUAACUUUAGAAGUUAUCACUCUCGACGCCGCCAUCGUAAGUCUCUGCCUUCCAGAUAGGGACUUCGCCCCCGAAGAAGUAAUUCUUGGUACCGGAAGUCUAGACACGUAUCUCCAAUAUGCUCUUCAAAACCUUUCCUCAUCUGUUCAAUCAAACCCACUUAAGAAAAGAAAACAACCUUUCCAGCGAAUUUGGUCACCAUACGUUCGCGGGGCAGAUUUGGUUCUGACCAAUGUGAUUCUCAACGAAAGUUGUAACGCAAUGGUUCAAAUCAAGUUCGAAGUUACCCCCAAUAACGUAAUCCGUAUCAGCUAUCAUGUUGCGAGCGACAGCACUCACCGCUUGGAUACGACCCAUCGGAUCGCACUAAACCUAGGAGGUAGACUGUCGGGACAUGUCGGCACGUACGAUCACGUUGUUCAGUUGAACGCCGGAAGCUACUACAGAGUCGUAGGGAAUCGUUUGAGGGAGAGUGACGAACGAAACCCAUCGGAGGACUUGGCUGAUUUGAGAGUGGCACAUCAUGUUGGUAUGGCUAUCCAUCGAUCGGACCGCGAAGGGUUUAGUGGUGUCUAUAAACUAUCGGAAAUGCCGAGUCGGAAAUUCGACGCCAGAUUGAUUCAUGUAGGGUCAGGAAGGGUAAUGGAACUUUAUUCCGAUUUCAAAUGGUUGCGGUUCUCAACGAUGGACGACUUAACAAAUCCAACUGACUCAAUCGCUCCGUUCUACGGAAAACUGGGAGUGAACAGAAUUGAGCAAAUAUUCGACAUGAAUCGAUUGAUACAUUCAGUUGUCCGCUUCGUAGAAGGCGACGAGGACGAGAAGAGUGUUUCGGGAACGAUAAAUGAGUCGGAAAUUCGUCAUUUAAUAGAUGAUGUACUCCUCAAGAAUAUAGAAGAAAAAAUUCAAACUCUGAAAGAAGCUGGCAUUUUGACAGUAAGGGAGGCUCGUGAAAUAAUUGAAGACUUGUUGCUUAUGAGUUUGGAUAGAAUCAGCGAAAUUAGUAUUGACGCAGAGCCGAUGAACGAAGAAGGUAUUCGGAUGCUGAUUGAAGAUCUAGUCUCGGAUAUCAUACCGAGACCGAGUGUGUACGGCAUUGAGGGAACUGAAAGCAAACUUAUCAGCGAUGUACCAGAGCGAAUUUAUUCGGCCUCGAGUGAUGUUGCUGUUGAAGCGGAUUCUGAGACAGUUGAUGAAAUGGAUGUUUUUCAUGGAUUUCAGAAACACUGCGGUAUUCUGCUGCAACUUCGUGCGGUACCUUUUCACAGAAGAUGUAAACGAAAAAGUAUGUUUUCGCAGCCCAAUCACGUUCGGAAGCAUCCUGAGCUCGUUUUCAAUCACAGCGUUGUUAUGAAAUUUGGAUUAUGCAAAAUUCCAUCUGAAAGCAAAAAUAAAACGCGUCCCUCUAAAUAG
Toxorhynchites rutilus septentrionalis is the source of this 1578-nucleotide messenger RNA. RefSeq lists its product as uncharacterized. Gene Ontology annotation, molecular function: aldose 1-epimerase activity; carbohydrate binding. Lineage: Eukaryota; Metazoa; Arthropoda; Insecta; Diptera; Culicidae. The record is from RefSeq and is a predicted model, not a curated record. Gene Ontology annotation, biological process: beta-D-galactose catabolic process via UDP-galactose, Leloir pathway; glucose metabolic process. Bases 34 to 1578 code for a protein of 514 amino acids. The transcript has a single exon.